UUGGGGUUCCUGACGAUCGACUGCGGCCUGAGCCACAACAACAUCUGCUUGACGUCCGUCUUCGUGGACAAGGCGGGCGAAUGGAAGAUUGGAGGCGUGGACUACAUGUGCCCGGCCACCGAGGCCCCGCCCGCCAAGACGCUGCCCUCCCUGGACCGCUACAACCCCCCGGAGUUGUCCAACCCCUCUUCCGGAAGGGCCAAGCCCGGACCAAAGUGGGCUCGCGACAGCUGGGGUCUUGGCUGUCUCAUUUGGGAAGCCUUCAACGGCCCCCUGCCCAAGGCUUCGGCCCUCGAAUCUCCGGGCAAGAUCCCGAAGCCCCUUUCAUCAGCAUACAGUCAGCUAACCAACUCCACCUGCAAUUCUCGGCCCAGUCCAAAUGACAUUGUCACCCGGUGUCGUUCGUCUGGUGGGUUCCUCAAGAACAGCUUUGUGGACACCAUGCUCUUUAUCGAGGAGAUACAGAUCAAGGACAGCACAGCCAAGAACCGUUUCUUUGCGGGACUUCCUGCCAUGAUGGACAACUUCCCACCCAACGUGUGCAAGUACAAGAUCCUGCCACAGCUCAUCAACUCCUUUGAGUUUGGGGACGCGGGUUCGUCAGUACUCACGCCGCUGUUCAAGAUUGGUCGGAUGCUGGAUGCAGACGAGUAUCAGAAGAAGAUUGUCCCCUGCGUGGUCAAACUCUUUUCGUCCAAGGACCGGGCAACUAGGGCAAGGCUUCUGCAGCAGGUGGACCAGUUUAUGGACCACCUGAGCCCUGAGGUGGUGAACCAGGAGGUGUUCCCACACGUGGUCCAGGGCUUCUCGGAUACCAACCCAACCAUCCGGGAGCAGACGGUCAAGGCCAUGGUGCACAUGGCACCCAAGCUCAACUACCACAACCUCAACGAGGAGGUCAUGAAGCACUUUGCCCGCCUGCAGGCCAGGGACGACCAGGGGGGGAUACGGACCAACACAACUGUGUGCCUUGGCAAGAUAGCCUGCCAUCUCCAUCCUCAG
Molecule: messenger RNA, 1002 nt
Organism: Ixodes scapularis (black-legged tick)
Lineage: Eukaryota; Metazoa; Arthropoda; Arachnida; Ixodida; Ixodidae
Gene: yata
Product: N-terminal kinase-like protein
Source: RefSeq, a predicted model, not a curated record